Photinus pyralis (common eastern firefly) is the source of this 2392-nucleotide messenger RNA. RefSeq names its product apoptosis-inducing factor 1, mitochondrial (gene AIF). The transcript is spliced from 12 exons. Lineage: Eukaryota; Metazoa; Arthropoda; Insecta; Coleoptera; Lampyridae. The coding region runs from base 304 to 2253 and encodes 649 amino acids. Gene Ontology annotation, molecular function: protein dimerization activity; NAD(P)H oxidase H2O2-forming activity; FAD binding. Gene Ontology annotation, biological process: mitochondrial respiratory chain complex assembly; apoptotic process. The record is from RefSeq and is a predicted model, not a curated record. Gene Ontology annotation, cellular component: mitochondrion; cytoplasm.
ACCUCACUUUUCUCAAACAUUUUCCGGUUAUUUUAAACAACAAGCAUUUAAUUGCAUUUUAUUUAAACCAAAUUACAAUUGAAAUACUUACUUAUUGAAUCGUAAUCCUCGACCAAAUAAAACAAAGACAUUUGACAGUUUGUUUAUAAAAUUGGAACCAAAGUUACCUCAAAUUUGUUGUUUUCAAAUCGCAAAGUAUGUGAUAAAUAAUAAUAUGACAGUACAUCCCUUAAAACUCAAAUUUGAAUAACAGCCUAACAGGUAAAUUGUAAAAAAAGUACUCUCUUACAAAAUUGGGACGAAAUGUUCAGAAUUUUCAAAGUCGCCAAUUGUAUAACUCAUAGCGCACAAAGACUAGAGUUGUUAGAAGGAUGGCAUCGAUUAACAACUGUGCAAAGAUUUUAUUCAAAAAAGGAUUGCAAGACGCCUCCAAAAUCGGAAGGUAGCGAAUGUGUGCCUCCUGACCAAGGCGAGUUUUGCCAGCGAAAACCUGUAGAUUGCAACCCGCCUGGACACAAACCUCUACCUGUUUAUAAUGAUUGUCCGUCGACUAACGCAAUGGAUAGUUUACCUAAACCGCAAUGUUCUUAUAAGGAACAUGAAGGCCAACAGAAGAAAUCUUACCUCAAAGUACUUAUUUUCGGAGCAAUUGUAUUGUUAGUUUCAGUAGCAACUGUUUAUAAGGGUUCGUCUCACUCUGAACCAGUUCAACAGAAAAGCAAACGAAAAAUUAAACAAGUUUCAAAAAUUCCAUCUAAAUCGAGUGAAAUUCCGAACGAGGUUCCUUAUUUGUUGAUUGGGGGUGGUACAGCUUCAUUUUCCGCUUUUCGUGCGAUUAAGUCCGCAGAACCAGAUGCAAAAAUUUUAGUAAUCUCGAACGAAGACAAUUUUCCUCAUAUGAGGCCGCCACUUUCCAAGGAGUUGUGGUUUAGUCCAGAUGAGUCGGCUGUUCGCGAUUUAAAGUUUAAGCAGUGGAAUGGCACGGAGCGCAGUUUAUAUUACGAACCCGACGACUUCUAUGAGUCUUGCAAGAACUUGAUGAGUAAUCCGAAAGGUGGUGUUGCUGUUGCUAAAGGGUGGGUUGUGACCCAUCUUGAUGUGGUUGGCAAGAAGGUUUUCUUAGAGGACGGUUAUGAAAUAUCCUAUGACAAAUGUCUUAUUGCUACAGGUUCAACCCCUAAGAAUUUGGAUAUUUUUGAGAAUGCGCCACCAGCAGUGAAAGAGAAGGUCACAGUAUUUAGAGAAAUACAUGAUUUCCAAGCUUUGCAUCAUGUCUUUCACAAUUCUAAUUCUCUUGUCAUCAUUGGAGGGGGAUUUUUAGGAAGCGAACUUGCAUGUGCAUUGGCAAGGAAAGGGAAGGAUAAUUUGCAUGUAACGCAAAUUUUUAAAGAAGGAGGCAAUAUGGGCAAAAUUCUCCCGGAGUACCUCAGUUUAUGGACUACCGAAAAAGUGAAGAAGGAAGGAGUGAAUGUGAUGCCUUAUGCUGAAGUUACGGGUGUCAAGUUACAGGAUGACCAAGUAGAAAUUAAUUUGAGUAAUGGUUCUUCGGUACUGGCGGACCACGUUGUGGUAGCAAUAGGUGUUGUUCCUAACACGACUCUUGCCGAAAAAUCGGAAUUGGAAGUUGAUCCCGAGCUGGGAGGUUACUUAGUGAAUACAGAAUUACAGGCGAGAUCUCACUUAUACAUUGCGGGCGAUUGUUCGUGUUUCUAUGAUACAAAAUUGGGGAGACGUCGAGUGGAACAUCAUGAUCAUGCAGUUGUUUCGGGUCGUUUGGCUGGGGAAAAUAUGGCGGGUGCAAGUAAACCUUACUGGCAUCAGAGUAUGUUUUGGUCUGAUUUGGGACCCGAAGUUGGUUAUGAAGCUAUUGGUAUUGUCGAUUCUACAUUACCAACAGUGGGGGUAUUUGCAAAGGCCACCUCAAAAGAUAGUCCAGGGGCUGUUGUUGCAGCGACAGAUGAAGGAAUACGUUCAGAAACAGAAUUGGUAUCAGCAGAAUGUGAACCACAUUAUAAAGCUGAUCCUGAACAAAUGAAACUAAUUGAAAAAAUAAAAAAAGAACAGGGUCUUCAUCACGAAGGAGAAGAUUUUGGUAAAGGCGUUAUAUUCUACCUUCGUGAUGAUAUAGUAGUGGGAAUUUUGCUAUGGAAUGUAUUUAAUAGAAUGAAUAUUGCGCGGCAAGUUCUAAAAGAUGAACGUAAAUACGACGACUUAAAUGAAGUAGCGAAAUUAUUCAACAUUCACGAAGAAUAGUGUUAGUUUUGUUUAUCAAUUUUUUGUACCUUAAGUAAAAGUGAUUUCCUACAGCGAUUAACCCUGUUAACUUUUAAUGGACGUUUGUUACGCAAUGCAUUAUUUAUAAUAAAAAUUGAAAAGUGAUUGAAAAAGUAAA